This is a messenger RNA of Mercenaria mercenaria, 5246 nucleotides long. Its product is annotated as putative phospholipase B-like 2. The transcript has 13 exons. Gene Ontology annotation, molecular function: glycerophospholipase activity. The coding region runs from base 20 to 1705 and encodes 561 amino acids. The record is from RefSeq and is a predicted model, not a curated record. NCBI's taxonomy places the organism in Eukaryota, Metazoa, Mollusca, Bivalvia, Venerida, Veneridae. Gene Ontology annotation, cellular component: extracellular region. Gene Ontology annotation, biological process: phospholipid catabolic process.
GGUCAUAUGAUUCUUCAAAAUGGUGGCCGUGCAGGAACUUUCGGUUUUUGUUUUGGUUGCAUUUUCUCUUGUUUUAGGGGUGCAGUGUUCCAUUUCUGGCGUUGAGGUUGCGUAUGUUGUGGCAGACAACACUGGGAAAUUCAGCAUUGUGAAAAGUAGCCCGAGUCAGUGGGUAGCCAAAGCGGAGUUUUCAAACAAAGUUAACGAAACUGGGUGGUCUUAUCUGAGUGUGACAACAAAUGGAGAGUAUACAGAUGAGCAACAGUCGUAUGCAGCUGGCGUUGUUGAGGGUUACCUCACUAAGGAUCAUAUAACAAUGCACUGGAAAAACACUGUAGAAGGUCAGUUUUGUGAAAGACCUUUGAACCCAGAAUGUCAUGAACUCAGGAACUUUCUGCAAAACAACCUUGACUGGUUGAAAGAACAAAUACAAGAUCAGAAUACAACAUACUGGAAUUUGGUGAAUCUAUUUCUGGUUCAAGUAGCUGGUUUAACAGAUGGUUACUUCAAUAAACUGAGAGGGGUAUCCACAGAUGUUGACCCUUUUGGACUUUAUGUUUUGUCUCUGAGUGGAGAUAUGGAGGAUAUACCAAAUGCCCUCAAUCCAUUAAGGAAGAAGAAAGUUGUUGGUUCAGGGUCCUGCUCUGCACUCAUCAAGCUGUUGCCAGGCAACAAAGAUCUGUAUGUUUCACAUGACACCUGGGAUACAUACCAGAGUAUGCUGAGAAUGUUGAAGAAGUAUGAUUUUGCUUUCAAACCACAGGGAGUACCUGUAGCUGGCAAAGUGAUCACAAUGUCCUCGUAUCCAGGGGUGUUACUGUCAGGUGAUGACUACUACCUGAUCUCAUCAGGACUGGCCACACAAGAAACAACAAUAGGAAACAGUAACCCCGCCCUGUAUAAGUAUGUGACUAAGGAGAGUGUGCUGGAGGGUAUCCGAACUAUGGUAGCCAACAGAAUGGCUAAAUCAGGGCUCGAUUGGGUUCAGACAUUCUCUCAGUACAACAGUGGAACGUACAACAAUCAGUGGAUGGUGGUGGAUUAUCGUCAGUUCUCACCGGGGUUUGCACCUUAUAAAGGACUUCUGCAUAUACUGGAACAGAUUCCGGGUUCAGUGAAAUAUGAGGACAAAACUGAUGUGUUGAAUCAACAGACAUAUUGGCCAAGUUACAAUAUUGCUUACUUCCCAGAAAUUUUCAACAAAAGUGGUUGCUGGGACAACGUCAGGAAGUAUGGUGACUGGUUUACAUAUGAUAAAUCUCCCAGAGCCCAGAUAUUUAAGAGGGACCAUUCUAAAGUGAAGGAUUUACAAUCCAUGCAGAGAUUAAUGAGAUACAAUGAUUUCAAGCAUGAUCCUCUAGCUAAAUGUAACUGCACUCCACCUUAUAGCGGUGAAAAUGGUAUCUCAGCAAGGUGUGACCUCAACCCAGCUAGCGGAACAUACCCCUUUGGAGCUUUAGGUCAUAGGUCUCAUGGAGGCACAGAUAUGAAGUUGACAAACUAUGCCAUGUUCAACAACCUGGAGUUUAUAGCUAUAAGUGGACCAACAUAUGACCAGUUACCUCCCUUCCAGUGGAGUAAAGCAGACUUCGCCAAGGACUGUCCCCACUACGGUCAUCCAGAUAUCUAUAAGUUUGAUCCUGUCCACUUCAAUGGAACAUUAACUGAAGAACGCAGAGUCGGUGUACACAUAUCUGUACAAUAAGAUAAUUAUAUAAACAAUCAAGUCUGCCAGUGUGGAAAAUACUUAAUAUUUGAAAGAAUGUCAACUGUUGAUUUCUCUCUUAAACUCUGUGAUAAUUUUUUUUAUUUUUAAAACAUUACAAAACCUAUUAGUGCACUAAUAGUAAUACAUAGCUUUAAGUUAAGGUACUUAUUCAAUUUUACUUUGAUAAUAUAAUCAAAAUAAAGUGUAGUACAAUGUAUUUACUAUUAAAAGUAAAAAUGUUUUUCUUGCAUUCCUGGUAUGAAAGUUUUUAUAGAAUGGUCAAAAUUUUGUGCAAUGAUUAUGUUUGAUGUUUAUUCAUUCAGUUUUGUAUGUGAUAGAUAGAUCAUUCUGUAUAAGUGAUUCAUUUUCUUGUUCUGUUUAGUUAAACACGUUCAGACAUUAUGUAGCAUGAACUUGGUUUUAGAUAUUUUUCUGUGGUAACACACUUAAAAAAGAACAGACAAAUAUGAAUAGCACUACAUUAUAUAGUUACACAACAUUCCCUAUUUUGAAUUCUUACCUCAGUACUUUGUAACUCCACAAAUUUUGUGUUGAUUUUAUGACAUGAGAUUAAUGUAUUUAUGACAAUUGUCACAUCAGUCAUUGUUCCAGUAGGUGUAAACUGUAGUGUAAAGAAAUAUUGCGUUUUGCAUAAUUAUAUUAUUUCAACAUUCAGUCUUUGUUUUAACCUUUCUCACAUUUGAUGGAAAACUUACAUUUCUAAUGUGUGAUUUGUAAUAUUUCCUAGGAACAGUAACAGGUAUUCUUUAUUUCUUAAAUAAUGAAGGUGUUUGUUUGUAUAUCACAUUUCAUACAUUAAAAACAGAAGGCACUGAAAGCUGCAAAGGGAUUAUCAAAACAAUCAGCACUAUUUCCUUUAUACAUAUAAGUGGUAAAACUACUUAAGUUAUAUUGUCUUUCAUCUUGUUUUUGAAACUAAGUGUGCAAUACAGAUAUUUGACCUUGUAUACAAUGUCAGGAGCAACUACGUACAAACAUUUCCUGAAGUACCAGGAUUUUAAUACAUUGUACAGUCAUGUACAAAAAGUGUAUUUGUACCUUAUACAGUGAAACCUGAGCCAAAUACCACCUCUGUACAGAGACCCCCUGGCUCUAAAGACUGCUGCUUUUCUUUCCUAUUUUAACAUUUACAGUGUAUUUCCACCUGCCAACAAAGACCUUUUUCUACUUUCCCAAUGGUGGUCUUUAUAGAAAGGUUUGACUGUAUACAAACACUUUUUUUUAAGUGGCUUUAUUAAUCAAUACAAUUUUAUAAACUUUCUUGGUUAACAUAAAAGCAGCAUUUGUAAAAUUUCUGAAAAUACCGGUAUAUAUUUUUCUAAAUUGUGAUUUUGCAUGAUUUCUACAAUGGAAAAAUACCUUUUCUGCAGUAAAAUUGACUUUAUUUACGAUUUUAAAAAAAUUCAGAAGAUCCUACUACCACCCUUACAGACCUUUAGUAUGAAGCAUUGUUUGUUUCUGGAUCUUGCAAAAUAAAGCCACUCGUCACAAUAUCCCUGUUACAGAUUAGGGGGAUCAGACAGUAGUAUGUUAUAAAGGUAAAGUCUUUAGUAGUAUAUGUCAGUAUGUCACACAGAAGUUGAAGAAAUGAAGUUUACGCUUGGGGUCUAGGAUGACGCGACUUAAUAGGGAGGUUGAUCAUGACCAGCAGAUGACUUGUAUUGAUUUUGAGAUCAGUAGGUCAAAGGUCAAGGUCACAGUGACCCGAAACAGGUAAACCGUUUCUGGGCGAUAACUUCAAAAAUAAAACAGAUUACUGAAUGCAUCAAAGAGGGCAUUUUGUAUUCUAUGGGCUCUUGUUUCAACUUGUUUGAUAAAUUCCAUCUGAAAAGACACUCCAGUAAAAUACUCUAUAUCACUGCUUCCAGCCACAAAUAUGUAGUAUAUACUGCAAACUGACAGUGUAAAGUUGAACUGGCUUUCUCUUAAUAGGUACAAUAAUUGUAUGUAUUUGUGAUGUCAUUUAUUUUAUAGUUUUAUGCUGGACAUUGAUAAUGUCUUGUGUGUACAUCUUCCUGUUAGUCACAACUUUUUUUAGUGUUGGCUGAAAUUCAGCAGAACUUAGUAGGUAGAUUAAGAACAAUACCAAAAUAUGUGUCAUUUAUUGGUAUCCUGUUAAAUUAAUAUUGACUUCAUUUAUGUAGAUAAGGUCAAAGCAGGUUAGCUGUCAACCAAACUAAUACCUGUGACCUGUAAGGAACAUAGUCCGCCAUAUCUUUGUAUGGUAGCAGUUCACUGAACUGAAGGAAUUUUGAUCUUUUGUAUAAUGAUCUUCUCAACCUUGCGUUACAGACAAGCUUCAUGGAAAUGGCCAUUCUAGCAUAAAACUGCUGUUAUUGUCACUUUUCAGGGGUGUUUUAACAGGAGAGAAAACGUGUGUUAACAGAGAGAUUCUUGCGCUCACUUGCUGUUAUAACACCUUUUCAUAUUUGUGCAUUCCGUGGCAAAGCGUAAACGUAUUACGACCCUAAAACAGAUAAUUCAAAAGAAAAUGACGUCAGUGUGAAAGAACAGUGUAGACUUUACCGUGCUUUUCAUAGAAAUAUAAUGACAUUGAGGGACAAUAUAUUCAUUUACCUGGUUUUAAUGCUAGAAUAGCGUUAGCGCAUGUUCUUUGCGUGUUAUAACAUCUUCAGAAACUCUCGAGAUUCUGCAGAUGUUAUAACACGAAAAAACUUGCAUUAUCCCUACAUUAUCAAAUCAAAUUGUGUAUUUCAUUAAUUUACUGGUCAGUGACAUUGGACUUUUUAAAAUAUUUUUCCCAGACUUAGUCUCAACCAGUUUCUAGGUUUUUACUCUGUUUAGUACAUUUGAUUAUAGCGUUCAUGAGAUAUAUGUUUUGCUCAAAGCAAUCUGUAUCUGUAAUUUUUCAUUUUCAACUCGCAUGAACCUUGUUCAGCUAUAAGUAUAGGUGGAUGGUCUGAUGUCCUUCGUGGAUCUUCACCAAAUUUGAACUGUAGCAUCAUUGUACAAACUUAUCUCAAGUUUGUUCUAAUGGUUCCGCUGGAACCAUUUCUGGAACUGCCAAAGUUGGAGAAAGAAGCCCCUUUGAAAUGACUUUUUCUCUGAACCACUAGAUAGAUCUUCAUUUAACUUGGUUUGUACCCUCCUUGUAUGGACUCCUGUCCAGUUUGUUCCAAUGGUCCUGCUUGAACCCUGUCCUGGGUUGCUACUGCUAAAUAUAGAAAAAAACCAUUUAAACUUUUUCUCAUUAACCUUUAGAUGGAUCUUCACCAAACUUAGUCUGUAACAUACUUGUGUUAACCUGUCCCAAGUUUGUUCAAAUAAUUCUGCUUUGCACUCUUGAGGGCCUGCCAGAGGACCAUUAUCAAGCUUGGUCAGGGUCAGUUGAGCCACUUAAGGGUGAUCAUGGCCCCCUUGUCUUAAUUGUUGUUUUAUUUUGAAUCCUUUGUAAUUGUUUGAAAAUAUAUUUUUGUAUGAAAUUACAAUUGAAAAUUUAUAUUUAUAAAAGAUGCUUUCUAUAUCCAAAGAGUUAAUAAAUCAAUUAUUAACUACA